This is a messenger RNA of Aspergillus alliaceus, 1265 nucleotides long. RefSeq names its product E2 ubiquitin-conjugating protein UBC1. Bases 269 to 1009 code for a protein of 246 amino acids. The transcript has 3 exons. The record is from RefSeq and is a predicted model, not a curated record. Gene Ontology annotation, molecular function: protein binding. NCBI's taxonomy places the organism in Eukaryota, Fungi, Ascomycota, Eurotiomycetes, Eurotiales, Aspergillaceae.
GCUCUCCCCACUACUGUCUUAUCUUUAACACCCUGCGCCCUUUCUUUAUUCUUUAUUCUUUCCUCCCCUCCUGGCGUUCCGCUCUUUCCUCAACCUUCCGUAUGGGGUCGUACCUAACAAAGUGGAUCUAUAGCUCGGGUUUGCGCAUUGUUCCUUGACGUCAAGCUCUUCUUUGGCGCCUAACCACCCCUAGCGUAAAAGUACUCCCAACGACCAUUCUGUCUCCUGUUUUCUUAACCCACGCGACUUAAAAUUCCGAAAUAUACCCAUGGCAUCCAACAAAGCUCGGCGUAUCGCAAAGGAAAUCGCCGAUAUCCAGGCAGAUACGCAGUCAGGAAUCACGGUGGAACCAGUGGAUGGCGAUGAGGACAUCACACAUCUUCGGGGGACAUUCCCAGGGCCUCCAGGUACUCCAUACGAAGGUGGUACCUACGCCGUGGAUAUAAAGAUACCAGCUGAGUAUCCUUUCCGGCCGCCAGUAAUGAAGUUUUAUACCAAGGUCUGGCAUCCGAAUAUCAGCAGUCAAACGGGAGCUAUCUGCCUUGAUACUCUGUCAACAGCGUGGUCCCCGGUCCUCACCAUCAAGUCCGCUCUUUUGUCGCUACAAUCUUUACUUAGCACGCCAGAACCCAAGGACCCUCAAGACGCUGAGGUCGCGACUAUGCUCCUACGGAAACCAAAGGAGUUCGAGAGGGUUGCCCAAAGCUGGGCUACUCUGUAUGCUGGAGCUCCCCCUAAGAAUGCGGGAGAGGGCAGCGGAGGUGCAACUGAAGAAUCGCUGCGACAACAAGAGUUGAGGUCAAAGGAAGAACAGGAGAAAGAAGAUUUAGCUAAGUACGAUGGAUACAAUAAAGACCUGAUCGACCGCUUUUGCAGCAUGGGCUUCGAUGUGGACCGCGUAGUGGCCGCUUUCAAGUACUACGGUAUUGACCGAAUGAACGGAGAAGACUAUGAACUGGAGGAGGCCUACAUGGGCGACGUCACUGCACGGCUUCUUGGUGAGCCGUAGGCAACCCUAGUAGUCGAGGACAGCAGCUGAUCGAUUUCUUCUUGACUAUUGAGGUUGAAUGAAACUGAUGAAGCAUGGUGCCUGGCGAUAUUUAUAUUUUUACUUUUUUUUUCAUCCUAACUUGUUACCCUCUAUAUGUUUACAUGAUGUUAAGGUGUGUUCUUGUGGGAGAUUCCAUGCGGCGAUGUCCAAUAUACCGAAUGAUGUUUAGCAAGCAUUCCAAUCAAUUAUGUCUUCUAUUUGUUCGAGCAAUAAA